Molecule: messenger RNA, 423 nt
Organism: Saxophila tyrrhenica
Lineage: Eukaryota; Fungi; Ascomycota; Dothideomycetes; Mycosphaerellales; Extremaceae
Exons: 2
Coding region: 1-423 (140 amino acids)
Biological process (GO): glutathione catabolic process
Cellular component (GO): cytoplasm
Molecular function (GO): glutathione specific gamma-glutamylcyclotransferase activity; gamma-glutamylcyclotransferase activity
Source: RefSeq, a predicted model, not a curated record
AUGCGAGUCGUCGAAGAGUCCAUCAUCGAGCGCUGGCUGAAGCGUUCAACGGCAGGCCAGCACGCCACCGCCCCUCCUAAAGUCUGGGGCGCCGCCUACCGCGUCCCCGCCCCCCGCGUCGCUGAAGUGAAAGAGUACCUCGACAUCCGCGAGAUUAACGGCUACAGCAUCCAAUACACCCCCUUCAACCAGGACAUGUCCGCUACCUAUCAGACCAUCCACGCGGCACCGGACAGCGAUGCCAAUUUACCAGACCAGAUCAAAUGUCUGGUGUACAUCGGUCUGCCGGACAAUCCGCAGUUUCUGGGGGUCCAGGAGCCGCAAGCGUUGGCGGAGCAUAUUGUGCAGAGUCGAGGGCCGAGUGGGGAGAAUGUGGAGUAUUUGUUCAUGUUGGAGGAGGGGCUGGAGGGGUUGAGUAGGUGA